This is a messenger RNA of Rhagoletis pomonella (apple maggot), 770 nucleotides long. Its product is annotated as protein ALP1-like. The record is from RefSeq and is a predicted model, not a curated record. The coding region runs from base 314 to 742 and encodes 142 amino acids. NCBI's taxonomy places the organism in Eukaryota, Metazoa, Arthropoda, Insecta, Diptera, Tephritidae. The transcript is spliced from 2 exons.
AACUGUUGAUUAUAUAGAAAUAUAGAGCGGCAAGCUGAAGAAGAAAUUUUCACCUCAGCAUCUGCACCAUUUAUGGGAGAUACUAUUGGGGCUAUCGACUGCACUCAUGUGUCAAUCAUGAGUCCAAAAAAUCAUGAAGAAGCGUAUGUCAACCACCAUGGAUACCAUUCUAUCAAUGUGCAAAUGGUAAGAGUAAAAUUUGCUCAAGGGUUAAACUACUGAGAAUUGAUUUUAUUUUUUGGCUGUCAAUACUAAAUACUCAGGAGCGCGACACGAUUCAUUCAUUUGGAGCUCCUCUGCAGUCCGGAGAGUUAUGCAGCGAAGUUUUGAAAAUGGAAACUAUAAUAUGUUUUUGAUUGGUGGCUCAGGAUAUCCUUUGGAGCCGUGGUUGAUGACUCCUCUACCAAACCAACCAGAAGGGGGUCCUAAAUUCCGCUACAAUGAGGUAUUGUGCAAAGCUCGAAACCCAGUCGAGAGACUUUUUGGCGUUCUCAAAGGAACUUGGCGUUGGUUAUCUCAACAAAGGACUCUUUUGUAUGAUCCUGGAUAUACUGGAAAAGUAGUAAAUGCAUGCACAGUGUUGCAUAACUUGCGAUUGGAUGACCAAACAUACGAUCCCGAGACUGAGUUCCUAGAGCCAAGGACAAAGAGCAGUAAUGUAAAUCAAGACGCGCCGUCUUCAACAGCAAAACGCGUCCAAGACCGGCUAAUUGCAAAUUAUUUUACAUUAAUAAAACGUUGAUAAAUAAAAAUUCAGAAGGAAUACAAUA